This is a messenger RNA of Pecten maximus, 3892 nucleotides long. RefSeq lists its product as uncharacterized. The coding region runs from base 206 to 1924 and encodes 572 amino acids. The transcript has 7 exons. NCBI's taxonomy places the organism in Eukaryota, Metazoa, Mollusca, Bivalvia, Pectinida, Pectinidae. The record is from RefSeq and is a predicted model, not a curated record.
CGCAGACGACAUUUCCCCUGCGGUCGCUCAGCAGCGAAGUCGGAAGCACCGAGGCUAUAUAAGUGGUGACAUCCAUUUUUCCUGGACAUUCUGUAUUUUCCGUCCUCGACGGUUAGACAGUGACGUUUUUCUAGUGAGUCUGGACAGUAACCUUUCCUGGAUAUUUUGAAUUUGCAUCCGGAGUUCUUAUAUAGAUCAGAAAGUCAUGGAUCGGAAGUUCAUUCUACCUUUAGCGGCCGUCUUUGUUAUGUUUCUGUCAUGCGCACUGAGUUUUACGAUACGAAAGCGGUCCCCUCAGAACCCAUCGGACCUCACCCGAGCUCUCAAAGUGUUGCAGCGUCAGAGACGGCGAGUGGAUAUGAGCGACUACCUUCGAAGCAAUCUAGAUGAUAUGCAAGAAUCAUAUGACCCUUACGAAGAAUAUGGAGGCUUGGAUGGGAGUUAUAGUCUCGAGGAUCUCUUGCCUGCCUAUCAGCAAUACCUAGAAGAGCUGGAAGAGGACGGGGAGCAAGAAUUGCCAAAUAGAACUCCAUCUCUUGACGAAUUGAAAAAUCUAUUUGGAACGUCAGAAAAAGAACAUGAUUCAAUUUUGGAUGAAGCUAUCAAAGUAAAAGAUGAUAGUCAUUCAAAUAAUAGAAAAAUUACAAAAUCGCAAAUGGAAAAUCUACUAAAUCAAGUGCAAGAUGCAGAAACACAAGACUCAAAGGAAACAGAGAAAUCUGAAACACCUUCUGUCGUAGAGGAGACUGGAGACAAAUCUCAUUCGGGGGGUGCUGCAAAGCCAGAAAUUGUUACUAAAGAAGAACUAAAAGAUUUAUUUGGAGGUCAGGAAUCGUCGGAAGAGAGCAAGGAUACACCAACUGAUAGCCAAGAGGAUGGCAGUUCCACUGGCGAGGAAAUUGUUCCUCAGAUCAACUCAUUUCCUACCGAAAAGAAAAAGAAAGUCGCCAAGAGAGAUAAUGCUGAAAGUUUGAGAUCAGAGGAAGCGGAUUUGCAUAACGAGAUUGCCCUACUUCACUUGAUGGAAGGUAUCGAGGAUCAGGAAAUUGAUAACCUUGCCUCGGCUCUAAAAGAAGCCACAUUAUCCCAGAUGGAUGGGUCGGAUUCCUAUCUCAGACCGGAGUACAAAGACAUAGAGAAGGCGAUAAGAAACGAGGAAAUUCUUCAGGAGCUGAAAUCCAACCCAUCAAUUGCACUACAAAUAGCUUCAUUGGCACAACUGGGAAACGAAAACGGAUUGGACGCAGAGGAAGACGACGAAGACGAAAUCGAUGAGGACACUGAUGAUAUCAUUGAUAAACGUACCGAUACCGAACUAGAUGCAGACGACGAGAAACCGACCUAUGAGGAUGGAAUGGGAAGGUGGUACGAGAAUCCUCUGCCAGAUGAUGAGGAAGAAAUAGAAGACGCCGAUGCGCAAAAAGUUCUAGAAAGAUUCGUUAAAAACUAUCUUCAACAAGGAGAUUCUAACGAAAAGCAAAUAGAUUUAAGAAGAAGAAACGGUGGUACGAUGAACGACAAGGCCGUCCGACUGGCACUUUCGGAGUACCUCGCAACUCAACCAGAAGACAUAGAUCAAGAUACGCCGGAUGAGAUAGAAGAAGACACUUGCCUGGCCGUUGACCUGUUGAAUACUGACUGUGCAAUAGCAGACAAAAUGGGACUUCCCAUAGAUGACGAGGCCAGGGAACUCUGUAACCGACACGAAAUGUGCUAUAUUUGUGGAAAUGGACAUGGUUUGACAAAAAGCCAAUGUGACCAGGGCUUCGGGUCAGAGGUCAUAGAGAUUUGUGGUCCCAACAAAAGCUGCAUCCGAGACGGCGCACAGUUUCUCUGGCUCAUCAAGAGUGGACAACAGUACAAUGGCCGGCCUCUGGACGAGUGCAGAGAUCCUUGUGUGCGGGAUUACAUACUCGGACUAUAGGUGGCGCUGAGAUCUGUAAAGAUGGCGCCGUACCGAGUUGAUAGCUGAAUGUAGCGAAUGUUUCUGAGUCUGUUAACUUACUUGCACAUUUGUGAUUUUAGACGAUUAUAGAACAGUCAUUGAGGUCAUAUAGGGUGUUUGCUGUGACGUCAAACGUAACGGAUAUAGCUGUCUCGGGUUGAAUGGUAUCGUCUACUGUAAUGUCAAACGUAACAUAUAUAACUGUCUCCAUUCCAAUGGAUUCAUUUACCGUAUAUAAACUUGUGUUGAGUAAUAUCGAGUGCGCAAGUGGAUAAUUAUCGUAUUGAAUAAGGAUUGACUGAAAAACUCUAUAAACGUAAUUAUAACAACCAAUCGGUGUACGUGUACCAAAGUGGAUCGAAUCACGUGACGUAGAUAUUAAUACAGCAAGUAUAUCUAUAGUUUUAUACCAAAUAUAUAAGGACAACUUCAUGAAAAUAAAUGACGUCAUUGACUCUUGAUAUUAACGAUAAAACAAGUAAUGGGAUUACUUAUAGUGUAGCUUAAGAGAUGUCUGACGAUGAAAUAGUAGAUAAGUAUUUUUCGUUGGUACUUAUACUCUAAUUUGUAACACUCGGGUUAUCACCUUGGUCGACAGGUAAUGGUGUUUUAUCUACUUUUGUUGGUACAAGCAUUAGGGUAAUGAAAUCAUUCUGAAAAUAUAGCGAUGGAAUUUCUUGACAAAUCCAUAGAAUUGCAGUAUUAAUCCGAUGCAUGUAUUCAUUCAUACAUUUUGAAUAAAAGUGAUAAUGACAGAAACUAUACGUUGUCAUUAUAAGGUUCACGUGAUCAUUAAAAGGUACACUUGGUCAUUAAAAGGUAACAAGGUCAUUAAAAGAUACAUGCGGUCAUUAAAAAGUAAACGUGGUCAACAAAAGGUUUUACGUCAGUGUAUAUUUCACAGGGUGUGUUUUAGACAAUAGAAAGACAGCGGAGAAUAUGACAUGAAAUCCAUUUCUCUGAGUUAGCAUGGAAGUGAAACAAUAAAUUUCAAACGGCAAUUUUUUUAUCAAAUAUUUUUUGACGUGAACUCAACUAAACAUUUUUAUCAUGUGUGAAUUGUUUUCGUUGGCAUUGGAAGUGAUAUUGUUUGUCGUAUAUUAAUUACUGGUGAUAUUAAACUGGAGAUAUUUGAUUGGUUAAGCCUGUAUCCUGUAUUUUAUAAGGUAGUCUCAUUUUGAGUUUUUUAGUUUACAACUCUGAAAUAAUUUCCUUAAAAAUGAAAUUCUAAAUAAAACCACAUCAGAUCAACUGGUGCAACGUUUAGGUUCAUACUUGGUUUCCUGUUUCGUAUGGAUAAAUGAUUAUGUACAGAUUCCAAAUUGAUUGUUUGCUGUAGUUUUCGUUGCCCCUUGUCCGACUAUUUUGGUCAAUGCUAUAGUUUGAAUAAUUAAUUGUGAUUAUUGUAUCAACACAUGAUUACGUGAACAAAGACAGUAGACUAUGUACAAGGCAUGGUGAUUGAUAAGGUGAUGUAUGCCCGUAUCAGUCGUAAUUAAAUGGAAGUUUAAAUUGUAAAUUAUUUCCUUAAUAUUUGUCUGUUUGAAGUCAUUGGUCUGUCAGUGGGGAAAACAUUUCUUUACCUCGGUAAGUUGUACACAAAAGAUUAAGUUUAAACGAAAACAUGAAUUUAUAAAUUGUAAUAAUUUGUUGUUGGGAAUUCAUAAUUUUGCCGUUAAAAGACGGGGUAUAUCUAAUCAAUGGUUAGUUCCAGUAAUUUUGCAUAUUUCAACAUCCCAUUUAAAUAAUUCUGAAUAGUCAAUCCGUAUGAAAGAACCAGCGUAAUACCUGUCCAAUUGGUAUGAAUCCCUUAAUGAUAAAACUAUAUUUAUGAGCGUUCAUGUUUAAGUUUGAUAGAGUUUAUUCUGCCUUAAAUGUUUCACCCUAUAGAAGGAAGACAACUACAAUUUCUCUCCGAAAUUUUUAUUUAAUAAAAGUUGUACAAUA